Molecule: messenger RNA, 1599 nt
Organism: Penicillium waksmanii
Lineage: Eukaryota; Fungi; Ascomycota; Eurotiomycetes; Eurotiales; Aspergillaceae
Product: pseudouridine synthase family protein
Exons: 3
Coding region: 1-1599 (532 amino acids)
Biological process (GO): pseudouridine synthesis
Molecular function (GO): pseudouridine synthase activity; RNA binding
Source: RefSeq, a predicted model, not a curated record
AUGGCUCUCGUCAACGUCGAACCCGUCAAAUCCUCUCCGGCGACCGAUUUCGAACAACCUCCUGAUGUUGUCGUGACACCCUGUGACCCCUGGCCUGCGCCAUACUAUAUGGAAGGUGGAUUUCGACGUGUUCAUCCGUACCAUUACACUUUUAAUACGUGGUGCAAGGAGCGCUGGCGGGGUAAAAGAUUGGAAGACAUUUUCGUGUCCGAAUUUCGAGAUCGCCCAGCAGAGUAUUAUAGGAAUGCGCUCGACGACGGCCUCGUUUGUGUCAAUGGCAAGCCUGCGGGCAGAGACGCCGUGAUCAAGAAUGGCCAAAAGAUUUCGCACACCAUUCAUCGUCAUGAACCCCCUGUGACCGCCCUCCCUAUCGGUAUCAUUCACGAAGACGACGACCUCAUUGUGAUCGAUAAACCAGCCGGCGUGCCGGUUCACGCCGCUGGUCGAUACCAUUAUAACUCCGUUACCGAAAUCUUGCGCUCCCAGCGUGGCUCAGAGUUCUUGCCGCGGCCAUGCAACAGGUUGGAUCGACUGACAUCGGGAGUCAUGUUUAUUGCCAAACAUCCGGCGGGAGCCUUGAAGAUUACAAGUCAGCUUCAAGCGCGAUCUGUGCAAAAAGAAUACAUUGCGCGUGUCAAGGGCAAAUUCCCGGAUGGCGUAGUAGUCUGUGAUCAGCCCAUCAUGCAGGUCAGCCCCAAACUGGGACUGAACCGUGUGCGCGCGACGGCCGCAUCAACAACUGCUCAGGAAGUCCAUGGCCCAUCGGGAGACGUCGCGAUCGCUGCAACUCCGCCGCCAGUGUUCACCAAUGAGUCCGAAGGAUACAGUAUCGUGCACUGUUAUCCCCUGACUGGACGUACGCAUCAGAUCCGCGUUCAUCUACAAUUCUUGGGCUAUCCUAUCUCCAACGAUCCUAUCUACUCAAACCGAAGAGUCUUUGGGCCAGAAUUGGCCCGCAAUGAAGACCACGGAGAGCGUGAUGAAGAGAUUAUGGAUCGACUUCACAAGAUGGGCAAGACCGAGGUAGCUGACACAGCUACUUAUCGCACCCACCUGACUGCCGCACCAAACGUCCCUCCUGGAACCAAUCCUGCCGUGAUUGCUGAAAUCAUGGCUCGCGAGCAAAAAGCUGCCUCCGAGGACUACGAGAAACGCAAGGGAGAGCGGUUGUCUGGCGCAUUGUGCGAUGUCUGUGGGACAGAAUUGUAUACAGACCCUGGUCCCCAUGAGUUGGGCCUCUUCUUGCAUGCUGUUGCUUACGGAGAUCUGAGCGGUACUUGGAAAUACCGAAGCAAGAUGCCUAACUGGGGCCUUCCACCGAAUGAUCUGGAGGGCCCUCGUGAAGUUCCCGAUUGGAUCCCUGUUCCUGAGAGUGAGGAAAUAGUUCACGGACACGGAACCGUUCCUCCUUCGAUCGGAACAGAAGAUGACCCUCCCAAUUCAGGUAACUGUCGACGAAAGAAGAACCAAGGUGACAUGGGCCAUGUCCUUGUAACGGGUGUUGGAUAUGUCCCUAUCUCAAAGGAUGACCCAGCCUUUGGUCUGAGUGAGUUGUCGCAGCAAGAAGCCGAGUCUGCUGCCUCGGCGGCGGCGAAUUAG